This is a messenger RNA of Amphiprion ocellaris (clown anemonefish), 7685 nucleotides long. RefSeq names its product nuclear receptor coactivator 6 (gene ncoa6). Gene Ontology annotation, cellular component: nucleus; histone methyltransferase complex; transcription regulator complex. The coding region runs from base 200 to 7351 and encodes 2383 amino acids. Lineage: Eukaryota; Metazoa; Chordata; Actinopteri; Pomacentridae. The transcript is spliced from 17 exons. The record is from RefSeq and is a predicted model, not a curated record. Gene Ontology annotation, biological process: positive regulation of transcription by RNA polymerase II.
CCAUUCUCAAUUGGGGUUUUAUUUUGAAAAUUCCCACCGGCCGCAGGACAUUGGUGCUGCUAAUAUGAUCGUUUCUGACUCGCUUGUGAUUCAUGUUUUGUUAGCUAUCUAGCAAGCAGAUGUCGAGUGGUUGAACUUAUUUUCAGAUGAAUAUAUGUGCAUAAAACGGUUCAGACGCCACUCCUAGUAAGAGGGGAGGAUGGCACACCAACGCACCCCACCUGAGGCGUCCCAGACAACAGGGCACCAGGAUUCUGAUAAUGAGUCCGACAGGGACUCUGGUGUUGGGGAGGAUGCAGGAGAGGAUGCUGACAGUUGCCAUGGCGGCACGGCAACAGACGACAUUAAUAAGCAAGAUGGCAUGGAAGAAAACAGUGGAGAGGGAGAAGAUUUUACUGUCUUUGUUGCCUUCCAAGGAAAUAUGGAUGAUGAAGACUUUACUCAAAAGCUUGACACUGUCCUCAGUGGGAUACCUGACAUGCUUGAUAUGGGUUCUGAAAGGCUACAGCUUCAGCAUGUGGAGCCAUGGAACAGUGUGCGGGUUACCUUCAACAUUCCUCGGGAUGCUGCUGAGCGACUCAGACUGUUGGCCCAGAACAACCAACAGCAGCUGAGAGACCUGGGGAUUCUCUCUGUGCAGAUAGAAGGGGAAGGAGCCAUCAAUGUGGCUGUGGGACCAAACAGAGGACAAGAAGUCAGAGUAAAUGGACCAAUUGGGGCACCUGGCCAGAUGAGAAUGGACGUGGGCUUUCCGGGUCAACCUGGUCCAGGUAGCGGGGUAAGGAUGGCUAAUCCAUCGAUGGUUCCCCCUGGCCCUGGAAUGGUAGGUCAGACUAUGUUACCAGGCAGUAGUGGACAGAUGCAUCCUCGUGUUCAGAGACCAUCUUCACAAGCAGAUGUGAUGGAUCCAAUGAUGCCAGGUAUGUCAGUUCAACAGCAACAACAGCUUCAGCACCAACAGGCUGGCCCACAUGGCUCAGGCCCCAUGCCUCCUCAAGCUGCCCAUCACAUGCAGGCUCUUCAGGCUGGGAGACAGCUCAACCCUGCAGCACUGCAGCAGCUACAACAACAGCAUCACCAACAGCAACAGGCUCAGCAGCAAGCUCAGCUCUCUCAACUUGGACCUAGACCUUCAUUUAACCCAUCAGGUCAGAUGGCUGUGCCUCCUGGCUGGAAUCAGUUGUCCUCAGGUGUCCUCCAGCCACCAGCUGCCCAAGGAGGCCCUGCUUGGAGAAAGCCCCCACCCCAAGCCCAAAUGGUUCCACGCCCACCCUCCCUUGCUACAGUUCAGACCCCCAAUCAUCCUCCGCCCCCUUAUCCAUUUGGCAGCCAGCAGGCUGGGCAGGUAUUCAAUGCCAUGGGACAAGGACAAUUACAGCAGCAACAGCAGACAGCAAUGGGUCAGUUUGCUGCCCCCCAGCCUAAAGGUCAGCAGACAGGCCCUGGUGGUGUCACAGGACCACCCAGACCCCCUCCACCCCUUCCACAAACUUCUGGACCGCAAGGCAACCUUACUGCCAAAUCCCCUGGCUCGUCCUCAUCUCCCUUUCAGCAGAGUUCACCAGGGACACCUCCUAUGAUGGCUCAGAGACCUACAACACCACAGGGUUUUCCGCAAGGUGUUGGUUCACCAGGAAGAGCAGCCCUUGGCCAACAGGGUAACAUGCAACAAGGAUUCAUGGGAAUGCCCCAGCAUGGACAGCCUGGGGCCCAAGUCCAUCCAGGCAUGCAAAAGCGUCCCAUGGGCUUUCCAAACCCAAACUUUGUUCAAGGUCAGGUGAGUGCCAGCACUCCAGGAACCCCUGGUGGAGGAACCACUCAGCAGCUACAGAGCAGCCAAGCAAUGACUCACACAGGACCUCAGCCAUCAGCCUCCACACCCAACUCAAUGCAGGGACCACCCCAUGCUCAACCUAAUGUUAUGGGUGUACAAAGUAGCAUGGCAGGUCCACCCCCUGGUACAACAGCUGGGCCUAGUAUGGGCCAGCAACAGGCUGGCCUCCAGACCCAGAUGAUGGGCCUCCAGCAUCAGGCCCAGCCUGUGUCCUCCUCCCCCAGCCAGAUGGUUCAAGGCCAGGGUGGUGGUCAGACUGUUCUCUCAAGGCCACUGAGUCAAGGGCAGAGAGGAGGGAUGACCCCACCCAAGCAGAUGAUGCCUCAGCAAGGCCAGGGGGUGAUGCAUGGGCAGGGUCAGAUGGUUGGAGGCCAAGGGCACCAGGCCAUGCUCCUGCAGCAGCAACAGCAGCAACAACAACAACAGCAACAACAAAACUCUAUGAUGGAACAAAUGGUUGCUAACCAGAUGCAAGGCAACAAGCAGGCAUUUGGAGGCAAGAUUCCAGCUGGGGUUAUGCCUGGCCAGAUGAUGCGAGGGCCUUCUCCUAAUGUCCCAGGGAACAUGGCCCAGUUCCAGGGCCAGGUUGGCCCACAGCAGAUGACCCCUCAGCAGCAACAGCAAAUGGCUCAGCUUCAGCAACAGCAGUUACAACAGCAGCAACAGCACCAGCUGCAGCAGCAACAGUUACAACAGCAACAACAACAGCAACAACAACAUCAACAGAUGAACCAGCAACAGCCCCAGCAAGUUCCUAUUGCUGGCAAUCCUAAUCAAGCUAUGGGCAUGCAUGGGCAACAGAUGAGACUCCCUGCUGGUCAUCCGCUUAUCCAGCAACAGUUGCAACAGCAGCAGUUACAGCAGCAACAAAAACAACAACAGCAGGUCAUGUUGCAACAGCAACAACAACAGGCAGCUCAGCAACACCCACAUGCAUUGGCAGAUCCAAAUGGUGGUACAGGGGAUUUGGGGGUCCAACAAAUGGUCCCUGAGAUGCAGGCACAACAGCAACAAGGCAUGAUGGCAGGCCCCCAGCACAUGCAAAUGGGAAACGGGCACUUUGCAGGACAUGGCAUGAACUUUAACUCGCAGUUCCCGGGUCAGAUGCAAAUUGGGGGACCCUGUGGACAGCCCGGCGGCUUUCCCGUCAGUAAGGAUGUUACACUGACUAGCCCACUGCUAGUCAAUCUACUGCAGAGUGAUAUCUCAGCCAGCCAGUUUGGACCAGGAGGAAAACAGGGAACAGGUGGGGGAAAUCCAGCCAAGCCCAAAAAGAAAAAGCCAGCACGAAAGAAGAAGCCCAAAGAGGGGGAGGGACAACAGCAAGUGGAGGGACUUGGUGGUCUUGAUGUGACUGCUGGCAUGGAGGAUUCUGAACUGCCAAAUCUAGGUGGUGAACAGGGUUUGGGCUUAGACAGCUCAGGCCAGAAACUCCCUGAUUUUGCUAACAGGCCUGCAGGCUUUGCUGGCCAACCUGGAGACCAGAGGGUAUUGCAGCAGGUACCCAUGCAAUUUAUGCAACAACAGCAGCAGCAACAACAACAGCAGCAACAACAACAACAACAACAACAGCAGCAACAACAACAACAGCAACAACAACAACAACAGCAGCAGCAGCAACAACAACAACAGUUGCAGCACAUGCAACAGCAACAGAUACAGCAGCAGCAAAUGCAGCAUCAGCAGCAAAUACAACAACAAAUGCAACAGCAGCAAAUACAGCAACAGCAGCAACAACAAUUACAACAACAGCAAUUGCAGCAGCAGCAGAUGCAACAGAUGCAGAUGCAGGGUCUCCAGAAUUCUCAAGGGCAGCAGGGGAUGACAGUUCCACAGCCUGCAGGUCAAGGCCAGCCCCAGAUGCAUCCUCAUCAGCUGCAACAGCAGCAGCAAACUCAACAGCCACACCUGCAACAGCAGCAACAACAGCAGAUGAUGAUGAUGCUGAAGAUGCAGCAAGAGCAGGCAAAGAAUCGCAUGCCCAUACCUCCAGGAGGGCAGCUCCCUCCCCGGGGCGUGGGCAAUCAAUCAGAGGUGCAAAGACAUCCUGUUUCACAGCAAGGCAACAUGCCUGUAAUGAUAAGCCUCCAAGCACAUGGAGGAGUACCGCCAUCACCUGACAAAGCCAGAGGGAUGCCUCUGAUGGUGAACCCACAGAUUGCAGGACCUGCACGAAGAAUGUCUCAUCCUGAUGUGGGGCAGGGGCCCCAAGUCACUGUCUCUGAAGAGGGCCCUACAGGUGCCCACUCAAAGCAGGACAGGCCUGGUGGUCCAGAAAUAGGGGUGCAGCCUGGAAAUGGCGCCCAGCAGAUUAUGGCUAGUCAGGGCUCCAACACUCACAUGAUGAAACAAGGCCCUGGUCCAACACAAAUGCCCCAACACACUGGAGCCAGUCCUCAACAACAGUUACCCACUCAGUCUCAACAAGGAGGCCCAAUGCCUGGUCUUCAUUUCCCUAAUGUCCCCACAACUUCACAGAGCUCAAGACCUAAAACCCCAAACAGAGCCAGUCCCAGACCAUACCACCAUCCUCUCACCCCAACUAAUCGCCCACCCAGUACUGAGCCCUCUGAAAUUAAUCUUUCACCUGAGAGACUAAAUGCCUCUAUUGCAGGGCUGUUUCCUCCAAAAAUCAACAUUCCUUUGCCUCCGAGACAGCCAAACUUAAACAGGGGAUUUGACCAGCAAGGUCUUAACCCAACAACUCUGAAAGCCAUCGGGCAGGCCCCCCCAAAUUUAACUCUACCAGGCAACAACAACAAUGGCCUUGCAGGUGGAAAUACCGCUAACAAUAGUCAGCAGGCUUUCUCUGCUGGCGCUGGUGCAGGGGCUGCAGUUGCUAAACAGGAUAAACAGCCUGGAGGGCAAGGCAAGAGGGCAAGUCCUAGCAAUAGUCGGAGGUCAAGCCCAGCCUCUAGCCGCAAGUCAGCCACACCAAGUCCAGGAAGACAAAAGGGGACAAAAAUGGCUAUCACUUGCCCUCCCCACCAGCAGCAGUUGGUCAACCCUCAGGGGCAAACAAUGAUGCUGAGCCCUACCUCAGUACCUCCAAGUCCAGUAUCUAUGCCUUCGCAAGUAAGUGUGGGCAUGGAGGCCCAACAGACCCAGAGCACCCUCCAUGGGAUUCAAAGUAACCCUCCUGAUGGAAUCAGGGAAAGUCAGGGAAUGCUGACAGCAGAGCAGCGGCAGAUGCCCCAGCCUCAACCCCAGCCACAACCUUUGAGGGAGUUGUCAGCUCCCAGAAUGGCAAGUCCUCGUCUACCCGUGCCACAACAGCCUAAACCUGACAUGGACCUGCAGGCUGGCACAGGGGAUAGGCAACCAUCACAGCUAGCACCUGUGCAGGAGUCUGAGGUGUCACCUGCUGUUAGAGCACCGCCAACCUCCCUUAACCAGUUACUGGAUAACACAGGUGUUCCAAACAUGCCUCUUCGCCCCAUGCAGAGUAGUACUGUUAGGGAGGUCAUGGGAAAGGACAGUUCCAAGUCUGCUUUGGAUUCAGACAGACCAGUUCACAAUAACUCUCAGAGUACAGAUGUAUCAGCGCCAGUCGCUACUACUGCCAAUAUAAGUGAAACACAAGCUAAACCCAAACCUCCUGUCCCAGUCCCUACCAGCAGUCCUAACUCGCAGCUUGCUUCAACUCCCAGCUCACAGCCUCCCACUAACUUGAACUCAAAUAAUACUUCCAGUCUUAACCAAAACCCCAUCUCCAGUCUUGGUGUGAAUCCCACUCCAAAUGUAAAUCCAUCACCUACUCUUUGCAGCACUGUCAGUUCUAACACUAUUUCCACCCCAAGUGUAAACCCCAACCCAGUCACUUCCGGACAGAACAGUUCUGCUUCAACUGUGAGUACCAGUUCUAACUCCAGCUCUGCUGUAAACCCAGCCAGUUCGACUGUAAAAGCAAGCCCUAGUCCUAAACCAGUGGCAAAUGUUCAUUCAGUCAUCCAGAUCCCUGCCUCUUCUAGCACCAUUUCACCCAGCCAGAUCACUGUAUUUGUCACCUCAAACCCCAUCACUUCUGCCCCAACUUCACAGGCACCCACAUCUAUGGUUUCCACCAUGGUGGCUGUCCCUAACAAGAACAUUAGACCUCAGGACAUCCGGCAGCAGAGCCCUGCCCCCCGGCCUCAGUUCAUCACCACCACCCCUGUAUUUAUCAAUCCAAUUUUUCAAGUCCCAAGUGCAUCUGUGGCUCCUAAUACAACAGUGGUAUCACAGGCAGUGACUAUGGUUGGGUCUAUCCAAGUGUCCACUACAAACAUCCAACUAUCUCCUGCACCAAGCUCCACCCAGUCCUCAGUGGCUACCAUGGCCAGCACUCAGGCUGCCAGGAGUGCUGUUGGACAGGUCCAGAUUGCUACAAGUAUGUCCUCGUCAACCCCAGUUGGUACUCUCCUUAAUCCUCAGCAGAUGAACCCAGGGGCUGUUAAAACUGAAAAUCCUGGUGAGACAGCUUCUACUCAGAAAUCUGCUCUCCCAGUUCGGCAACCAUCUCCACAUCCAAGCCCUUCAGCAGCAUCUCCCUUUCAGGCACCUCUUGUUUCUCCUCCCUGCUCUAGUCCUGGAGCUGUUACCACCAUGCGGAAAAGCCCCAUGUCUCCAUCUCCCUCUGCCCAGGGGAAAAGUAAGCCUGCACAGCCUGCUGCUGCAGUUUCUGGUACAGCGGACUCCCAGCAAAGCCCCAUAGAAAGGCCUGCACAGAGUCAUACAGGACCUGUACCGCCACAGACCUUUAAUCCUCCUGCAAGUACGGGGAUUCAGAUUGAAGCACAAGCUCCCCACACUACUGUUGUUGCUCCUAACAACAUUACUCUGCCUGUAGUCUCCUCUCCAGUUCCAGUCUCAGGCCAAGUUACUGCUGCUACUCAGAUUCUUGGCCAGGCUCCAGUGAUUGCACCAGCUUCUGUCUCAAGCCCAGCACAGGCAGUAAUGUCUCAAGCGCCUGUUGUCACUGUAGUUGAUACUACCACUGGUGUCUCUUCUUCUACUUUGCUCUCCACGGCCACUCCUGUACAAAGUCCUGUACCGUCCAUUGUUCCAAUUGUUGCUGCACCUGGACCUGCUCAGGAUGCUCCCCUCACCACAUCCUCUCCAGCUGCUAAUGCCAGUGGAGUUUCACCAGGCCAGUCUGAGCCCCCAGCUGUAGAGCCAUCCAUGCAACCAGCUAAAGCACCUGCUGAAAGCACUCAGACUACCAUAGCACCUAAUCAGCAAGAAGUACCACAGUCCCAGGAACCUGUUGCAACUGAGAAGACGAGUGAAGAGGUCCCAACAGGUUCUGAGCAGGGAUGGGCAAAGAAAAGAAAGACGCCCAUCAACUUAGUCCCAAGAGCUGCUGUGGAGAAGCCCAAAGGGCCAAGCAGACGAAGCUCCCGGGCAGAGAAAGAGGUAGAGGAGGAGCCAGUGGUGGACAGCGGCAUUAGGAAGAGAUCGGCCAGGCCUGGAACCAGUGCUGCCGUAAAAGAAACUGGAGCAAGCCCCACCCAGGCCAAACGAAGGAAAUCUAAAUAGGCACCACUGUAGUCGUGGUAACCUGUGAACUGUACUGUAAAUGAUUUGUUUCCCUGCUGUGAAUCAGUUGGUAUUGGUUUCUCUGACCCAGAUUAUGAAUUUGUACUGGAAAAAAGAAAUCAUGUACAGGUUGUGGUCAAAAGAAUUAUGCUCUUGUUUUGUCCAUGCUAUUAUGUGAGAUUGUAGCUAGAAUGUGUGCAUACAGUUUGUGUGGAUGUGCUUUUUAUAUUAAAUGCUGGAUUAAUCAUGUGAAGACUGAUAAUGGAGCUUGUCAUGACUGUAUAAUUAUGUUGUAAAACUGAAUUAAAUUUUCUACUGCUUUUCUUCUGUGAAA